UGAAACGACCUCGGACUCUGCCGCUGCAUCCUUACACUACUUUCCGCCACGUCUGCAUCUCACGCCGUGCCGGCCCGAGCCUUUUGUUCACGUUCGUUUUGGUAUAUAUCCGCUGCUAGUUUCAGUUCCCGCGCCCGUGCCCUCAAGGAGCUCUUACCUCACAUUCCAACAUCUGGAUGGUCUCUCCACGUCGUCAUGGGUAUCCUCGAUCUUGCCGACGAACUUCUGCGCAUCAUCCUCGAGCAUGUUGCCUCGGAGCCAGAAAAACUCAUCAGCUUGGACCGUCGCGCAUAUCUAUCACAGGAGAGCUUUAAACCACCCCCGCCAGUCGAACCAGAUCAAGCUCAGACUAUCGCAGACUUGAGGCUCACGUGCAGGAAGUUCGCUGAUUUGGGAGCCAUCCACCAGUUCUCUAGAGUGACGACAAGGUUCUCAAGAAGAGGCCUGAAGCGCUUAGAGAACAUCGCAAGUCAGCGACAUCUGGCAGCGCGAGUGAAGAAGUUCAGCUACAUGGUGCCAUUCUUUUAUGUAGAAGGGCGAGAACGUGUGCAAGACCUCCUUCCAACGUUGACAGGCGAUCUCGGACUCCUGGACGCUAGUCAUUUUGUGCAAAAAGUUAAAGAGCAAAAGGAUAUAGUGCGCACGCGGGAAGACGCCCGCGUUUUGACACUGGCCAUAUCAGCCUUCACAUCCCUUCAACAUGUUCAGAUACUGAGACUUCAGGAUCGAGCGGACGGCAUGCUCAUGCAAUAUAUCCGGACACAUGAUGAAGUCAGCCAGAUGGUGGAGCUGAAGUGGCCGCCAGCUUGUCUACAUUCUACAAAAACCAUAGGUGAGGCGCUGAUUGCGUCAAAAUCACAGUGCUCCAGGUUUUCAUCGCCUAUGCUUAGCCCGGUAAGCGUUUUGGGCGCUGCAGAUAACCCGCCUACCGCUAUGAGGCUGCUCGCGCAACGACUUACGUGUCUUGAACUUCACUUUGACGACGGCAUAGAUCUGGACCAACGGAUGAGAGAUCUCUCAUCACUGUCAAAAGCUGUUUUCACAGCUGCGAUAAACUUAGAGGCUGUACAUAUUGGGUUUCCCUCGCACCGACCGCUCACUUUGCCAUUGGAAGAAAUUUUCCACAACGUAAAAUGGGAGAAGCUGCAAGCUUUUGGUAUCCAAGCAUGGCGUCUCGAUGCUGAUGAGAUUAUCGGUCUUGCCAGAAGACACAAAGACAUUUUGCGGGGCUUCAGAUUGCGAGAUGUGCUGUUGAAGGAAGGCAAGCGGUGGAAGGAUGUGCUAUCGUUCCUUCAAGAGAGCAUGACAAGAUUGGAAUGGGUCAGUCUUCGGAGGAUAGACUAUGCGAAACACUUUGACGACGCUUGGAUCAUGGGCGCCGAGGUACCAGAUGACCCGCUUGGAAGCGACAGCAGCGAUGAGAGCGAUGACUGGGACCCGUACGAGGACGAACUCGACCACGACGAGGACGACCAAGACCAAACAUACGUCAGUGACGGCUCGGUAGACGACUCCGAUUCGGACGCAGGUACGGACGAACCUGAACAGGGUGGUAACCUGCAUUUCCCGCCGCUGUCUCCGGACACACCCGCCUCGGUACCAUGGUGCAACUGCAACGGUCACAUGGAUAGUGUAGAAGUACUGGAAGACGAUGGCAUACUAGUGACAAACCUGCAGCGGAAGUUCUGGGAGAAGUGGGUUGUCAGAAAAAAGUGCACCGAACAACAUGACCACAAAUGACAAUAGGGCCGGCAAAACUUCUGAAAGGAGAGGUGUGGCUGCAUUUUGCUUUUUCGGUUCA
Molecule: messenger RNA, 1801 nt
Organism: Boeremia exigua
Lineage: Eukaryota; Fungi; Ascomycota; Dothideomycetes; Pleosporales; Didymellaceae
Exons: 2
Coding region: 196-1740 (514 amino acids)
Source: RefSeq, a predicted model, not a curated record